Molecule: messenger RNA, 2342 nt
Organism: Fundulus heteroclitus (mummichog)
Lineage: Eukaryota; Metazoa; Chordata; Actinopteri; Cyprinodontiformes; Fundulidae
Product: myocilin
Exons: 3
Coding region: 716-2107 (463 amino acids)
Biological process (GO): osteoblast differentiation; signal transduction
Cellular component (GO): Golgi apparatus
Source: RefSeq, a predicted model, not a curated record
CCUCUUUGGAAGCGCGCAUCUCUUGCAUGGAUUUGUUCUGAGAAAACAGGUGCCAUUUGCGUUUCAUCAACCGUUCCCAGUUAGUCGGCCUCCUGACUCAGACAUCCUGCCCAGCUGUGAUGUGGCUCUGCUGUACCGCCAUCUUCUCCGGCCGUCUGAAGCACCGGCAUGCCCCGGCGAUGCUGCUGAUGCAUUCCUCCUCCACCCUUCCCCUCCAGUCUGAGUUUCACCAUGUGUUGUGGCCAUAAACUGGGCUUAUUACAGUUAAUGAUACCGUGGUUUAACAAGAGAACUAUCAGUUGUUGAGGAAGUAAACAAAACUGCCGGUGACAGUGGCUAGACACAUAAAAAGGAGAUUGUCCAGUCAAAACAACCUGCAGAGACAUACCAACUGCUGAGACAACGCAGGAAAUCAGCACCGGAGAAAACACAUGCUUUGUGGUUUUCAGGUUGUUUGUCCCUCUCAGCAAACCUGUCCUCGCCGUCAGAAAAAAAGCAAAAAACACAUGGAGCAUUAUAAAAACACUCCACACCCCCUGGUUAGUCCUUCCCCUCCUGCUUAGCUGCAUAAAUACUCAAAGCUCUUCUGGGAUUUAGGCAUCGACCCGCACUGAUAGGGACACACAGACAGAAAUCUGACUGAGCGGAUGAAAGACAGCUAAGCUAUUUUAUCAAGAGAAGAAAGAGCGGUACAUCUGCCAUUAGGACAUCCAGAAUGCUGCUCCAAAAGUCCGUCCUCUGUUUGCUCUGCUUAGCUGUGUUCUCCCAAAGCAGAGCCCAAGACCAAGCCUCUUUCAGCCGGUCCAAUGACCUUACCGGACGCUGCGUCUACACCUUCGCUGUGGUCAGUCCGCAGGAGUCCAGUUGCCCCGGGAACAUCACCAAAUCAGAGACGCAUGAGGUCCUGAGGAGACUCACUCUUCUUGAAGGUCUGGUCAGUCGGCUGAUAGCAGGGGGGGCGAGUGGAGCCGGCUCUGGCGGGCUGAAGCACAGUGACGAGGACCUUCAAGAGGCUUACGCCCAGGUUACGAGAGAACGGAACCAGCUCAAACUGGACCAGGAACGACUGAACAGCCAGGUCCAGAAGCUGCAGAGCGCAUUGGCCGAGCUGAGCCAGGAGACAGAGACGCUCCGGCAGAGACCCUGUGAGCCGACAAACACCUCAGGUGGAACCCUGCAUGAAAUCACACCUCUGAAAGGCCUGGUGGAUCACUUUGAAAAUAACUCCUUUCAGGAGAUGAAGGCUGAGUUAAAAGAGGUUCCAGCAUCCCACCUCAUUCCCGAGGGAAACCGCAGCCGUUCAGGUUGUGGAGAGCUGCUGUCAGUAGGAGACCCUGUGUUGCACAGGAAAGCCGAUGCCAUCACAGGGAAGUACGGAGUGUGGCUGCAGGAUCCAGACCCUCGGGGCCCCUAUUACACCGAAAAGACAGUGUGGCGAAUCGAUGCGGUUGGAAAAGAUGUCCGUCAGCUCUUCAUGUAUGAAGAUAUGGAUCAGUUUUCCAAAGGCUUCCCUAUGAAGGUCCUGGUUCUGCCUGAGCCUGUGGAGAGCACAGGGGCCACCGUGUACCGAGGCUCCCUGUACUACCAGCGCAGACGCAGCCGGACCCUGCUUCGGUACAACCUCACCUCAGAGGGUGUUGCAUCCCGCCGGGACUUGCCUCAUGCCAGCUAUCACGGCCAGCACCCUUACUCCUGGGGCGGCUACACGGACAUCGACCUAGCCGUGGACGAGCAGGGACUUUGGGCCAUCUACAGCACGGGCAAAGCAAAGGGGGCGAUCAUCAUUUCCCAGCUGGACCCCGAGACCCUGGAAACAAGGAGGAGCUGGGAGACCAGAAUCAGGAAGAACUCCGUUGGCAAUGCUUUCAUGAUGUGUGGACGCUUAUACACGGUGGCCAGCUACACUACACACAACACCACCAUAAAUUACAUGUUUGACACAGCCACAAAUGAGGGCAACGCCAUUGCUGUGCCCUUCAAGAACAAGUACCGCUACAACAGCAUGGUGGACUACAACCAUGCCCAGAGGAAGCUGUACGCCUGGGACAACUUCCACAUGGUCACCUACGACGUUAGAUCAGGAUGGGCUGGUCAAGCCAGUGGCUAAACUCAAAGAGACCCAUGUUCACUUGACAAUGCCUUAAGAAAACACGUUUCAUUAGAUAUGAUUUUGUAAGACUUUGGCACAUUUUCUUUUAAACAUUCAGUGGUGUUUCUAACAUUCAUUUUGUUGUAAAUAAUAUAUUUCUGACAAGAGAUGCAAUGCUCAUAUAAGAUAUAUUUAUAUGAGCAUUUUGAUUUAAUUUCCCUUUGGCAUAAAUAAAGUAUUUUUGGAAUUUGAA